UUCCUAUUGCUUCGGAGAACAGACAGAAUCAUGGACAUGUGCAGAAGUGGAGGGGUUAAUAACGUCUCAAUGUGUCAGAAGUAGAGGGCUUAUCUACAGUGAAGAGAUACGACAUUCAAAUGAUUUUCACCAUGAAUGCACAUGAUGAUGGCAAAUCGCUUGGCUAAUGUCGACAUAAGAGAGCUUCAAGAACACAACCAGAGAGAAAGAGAGAGAUGCUAAAGAUAGGCAUUGGUCUGUUUUUAGUUAAGGAAAACAUCAAAGGCUAAGGUUCUCCAAUGCGUGACAACCUUUGGCUUUCUUUAAAAAAACAAAAGAACGAUUUCCUUUUCUGUAUCUCUGUAUCUGUAAUGGUCCUUUCCUUUUUCCUUCUUCCUUCGACCGUACGUCCAUGGUGGUGAUCUCCCUCUAGCUUCUUCCAUCACUGGCCCUUUCUUCGGCCAUUUCCCCCCCUCUUUUCUCCAGCUUCUCAGGCUUCAUCCGAGAAAUGGGUUGUGGAGCUUCAAGGCCUGAGACUGAAGAAGGAGGCAAUAAUGGAAGAGAAGGAGAGAUAUUCAAGAUGAUAACACGGGGAAGAUCGAUCCACGGAAGCGUUGUGGCUGAUAGCUUCACGUUGGACAAACAGUUUCUCGAGAAUCCUGGUGAACGUAACAGAGAUGGGUACGAAACGGAGGAGACGAAGAAGGAAGAAAAUGGAGGAGGAUCAUACGCUAUGGAUAUGCCUGAGAAUAGCAUUCUGCUGUGUCCUGGAUCUCCUAGCUUUCGCAUUUACUGCGCCGGCGAUGACGUCGAUGAUGACGACGAUGAUGAUGGCUUUCUUGGGCCCGUGUGUUAUCUGCGGCGGAACAAAUGCCAAUCCAACGAUAACAAGAAAGCGAGGAUCGCAAGAAUAGGAAAAGGAUUCAAGAAUGUGAGGAAGCUUCUGACACAUCCGGUGGCUUCCAGUGACAAACCUCCGGCUAGAGCUGGACAUUGAGAUAUGAAUGGAACCCGACAGUAUAUAGAAGAAGAGAUUCAUAUAUAGAGAUCGAGAAGAUUACGUAAAUUUUCUCAAAUCACUCUCGAUAUUCUCAUAAUCCAUGCAUGCAUGCAAUCUCCAGGUUAUAGAUUUCACGCGAUGAUCUAUUUGAUCUUGUCAAUUGUUACCAACACUGCCGUCACUAGUAGUAGACAAAGGUUAACUUGGGGUUCUUAUGACAAGGAAAAUACCGUAGCUAGGCUAUAGUUAUGCGUACGAUGAUGUUGCCAUUGUCGCGAUGGCCCGUUAUUAUGCGUACGAUGAUGUUGCCAUU
Tarenaya hassleriana is the source of this 1292-nucleotide messenger RNA. RefSeq lists its product as uncharacterized. The record is from RefSeq and is a predicted model, not a curated record. The coding region runs from base 488 to 976 and encodes 162 amino acids. The transcript has 3 exons. NCBI's taxonomy places the organism in Eukaryota, Viridiplantae, Streptophyta, Magnoliopsida, Brassicales, Cleomaceae.